AACCAAAAGAAUCUUGGCCUCUCCAAUACUUUAUGCAUUUUGUUCUUUCAUCUUCUGCUCAUGGACCGCCUGAUCCGUCGUCCCCUCAGUUUCUAUAAAGGAUGGGUGAUAGUAACUAGCCAUCCAUAUGAGGUUGAAACAGAAAUUUAUCCAGAUUUUGCUAAGAAGCACAAUUAUGAGCUGCGUGAUUACUGGCAUUUGAUUGAUCCCCGCCAAAAUGUGCAUCGUGUUCGUUAUGUUAGAGACCAAAACAAGGCAGUUCUGACUGAGGGGUGGGCUGAUCUUCGAAAUUUCUAUGGUGUGCAUGGUGAUAUGUGGGCUCUGCUCAAAUAUGUUGGCGGUUCAUUCUUUGACAUCAAUGUUUAUGGCAUUGGCAGAGGUGAGAUUGACUACCAUCGAGUUGUUGUUCAAGUUUCACCGGCUUCUGAUCAGCCCGAUCCAAUUGUCGGUCCAGCUUUACCAGCUCCACAAGCUUUUCAAUUUCUUGAACCAGAUCUGCCUGCCCCUCAAGUCUCUGGUCCUCAACCCAUGCCUCAAUUCGCUGCUGCAUUUUCAGUUGAAUGUUCAUUUACCCAACAUUUAACAGACUAUCAAGCUACUGGACCUCAGAUGAAUCUGCCCGUGCACGCCUCUACUUAUCUCCGCACCUGUGGGUCGGCUCCAUGGACGCUUAAGGGACCUUUAGGUGAUGAGGUUCAGUGCAAUAUAAUUGCAUCUUCACAGCAUCCAUGUGCAAAGAUAGGGAGUGGAUGGAGGAGAUUCUGUGAGAUCCACAAGUUCCAAGCUGGUGAUGUUUUGGUCUUCAAGUUUUCAAAUGCACAGAUUCGGGUUAUAAAGGUGGAGGGGCGAUGGGCUGGAAGAUAUUUUAGGGCUGUUUUCUGAACCUAAUUGCUUGGAUGGAUGUUUUCCUAUAAUAUGUGAUAGUUUGUUGAUGUUGUUGGUGUCUAUGACUAUGUAUAAGUAGUCUGUGUUUGUUCUAUGAGGAAGUUAUGUUUGCCGUCUGUUUUAUUUUGGUUAC
This is a messenger RNA of Lotus japonicus, 1018 nucleotides long. RefSeq lists its product as uncharacterized. The transcript is spliced from 3 exons. Gene Ontology annotation, molecular function: DNA binding. NCBI's taxonomy places the organism in Eukaryota, Viridiplantae, Streptophyta, Magnoliopsida, Fabales, Fabaceae. The record is from RefSeq and is a predicted model, not a curated record. Bases 61 to 882 code for a protein of 273 amino acids.